Messenger RNA from Miscanthus lutarioriparius, 1056 nucleotides. NCBI's taxonomy places the organism in Eukaryota, Viridiplantae, Streptophyta, Magnoliopsida, Poales, Poaceae. The record is from the annotation of a GenBank genome assembly.
AUGAUGGCCGCCGCAUGGCCUCUCUCCGCCGUCGCCGGCCUUCUCCCGGCCUCCCUCUCGCUGACCCUCCUCCUCGCCACCCUCGUGUCCAUCCUGGUGCUGGGCGCAGCGGCCGUCUUCUUCGAGCACAUCCGCAAGAUCGGAUGCAUGCACUCGCUGGAGAGGUCCGCCGUCUCGGACGCCUUCUUCGAGGACCCCAACUCGCUGAAGAAGGUUCCCUGUCCGUCGGUUUUUGAUCCUCCUGAGAAAUAUAUUUCGUUGAUAGUUCCUGCCUACAACGAGGAGCAUCGACUCCCCGAGGCUCUUACAGAAACACUCAACUACUUGAAGCGGCGAUCAACUGCUGACAAGUCCUUUUCCUACGAGGUCUUGAUUGUUGAUGAUGGUAGCACUGACCGGACCUCUAAAGUUGCUUUCGGUUUUGUAAAGCAACACAAGAUUGAUAAUGUUAGAGUUCUUCUACUUGGGAGAAAUCAUGGGAAAGGUGAAGCAGUCCGAAAAGGAAUGCUACAUUCACGUGGUGAACUAUUACUCAUGCUUGAUGCUGAUGGUGCAACUAAAGUGACUGAUUUGGAAAAGCUUGAAGCUCAGGUUCAUGCAUUGGCUAAGAAAGCUAAGUCUAGCCCAGGAACAUCUACUAGUUCAUCUCAUAAUCUAUCUGAUGUUGAAAUUGCUGUUUUUGGUUCCCGAGCUCAUCUAGAGAAGCAGGCUCUUGCAACAAGGAAAUGGUAUAGAAACUUUCUUAUGAAAGGUUUCCAUUUGGUAGUUUUGUUGACUGCUGGUCCUGGGAUUAAAGAUACACAGUGUGGGUUUAAGAUGUUCACACGAGCAGCUGCAAGGAAACUUUUCACAAAUAUCAGAUUGAAGAGGUGGUGUUUUGAUGUUGAGCUUGUAUACCUGUGCAAGCGCCUCUGGAUCCCAAUGAUAGAAGUAUCUGUUAAUUGGACCGAGAUACCUGGUUCCAAAGUCCGCAUGACAAGCAUCAUGCACAUGGUAUUCGAGCUCCUGCUGAUCAAAGUAGGUUAUGGACUGGGGAUAUGGAAAAUCUACUCGUAG